AUGGCCUCGUCGAGCGACUACGACGUCGUCAUUGUCGGCGCCGGCCCCGCCGGCCUCAUGCUCGCUCUCUGGCUCGCACGCCUCAAGAUCCGCACCAAGAUCGUCGACAAGCGCAGCGUCAAGGUCCUCGCCGGCCAAGCAGACGGCGUGCAGUGCCGCACGCUCGAGGUCGCCCACUCGUUCGGGUUCGUGCAACGGCUCAUCGAGGAGGGCGCGCACAUCAACGAGAUUUGCAACUGGACGCCGGCGGCCGACGGUGGGCUCGAGAGGACGAAGCGCAUGCCCGACAACGAGCCGGGCACGAGCCGUUUCCCGCACGUUGUCUUGACCCAGGGUCGGAUCGAGCGCUUCCUCCUCGACGCCAUGCGCGACUUCAACGGCCUCGGCGUCGACCGAGCCGUCGCCCCGACCAACAUGACCGUCGACCCUGCCCUCUUGACCGAUUUUUCGCCCUCAUCGUACCCCGUCACGCUCAAGCUCCGCCACCUGAGCGAGGACGAGGCGACCCCGACCCAGGUCGGCAUCGCCAACGGGCUUCACCGCAGCAACGUCCUGAGCGACGACGAGGCCGACGCGAUGCACGGCACGAGGGAGGGUGGAGCGUACGCGCUCGCCGGCGAGGAGGAGACGGUGCGCGCCAAGUUCGUCGUCGGGGCGGACGGCGCGAGGAGCUGGGUCCGCAAGCAGCUCGGCCUGUCGCUCGAGGGCGAGUCGGCCAACUCGCUGUGGGGCGUUCUCGACGCCGUCGUCGUCACCGACUUUCCCGACAUCCGCCUCAAGUCGUCUGUCCAGAGCCAUGGCGCCGGCUCGAUCCUCGUCGUCCCCCGCGAGAACGAUCUCGUGCGCUUCUACGUCCAGAUGGGCUCGACCGACCCGAACGGCGAGCGCUUUGACCGCUCGUCGAUCUCGCCCGAGUCGAUCGUCGAGACGGCGCAGCGCAUCUUCCAGCCGUUCAAGCUCGACAUCAAGCACAUCGACUGGUGGACCCUGUACGAGGUCGGGCAGCGCAUGAGCCCGCAGGUCACGCUCGACAACCGCGUCUUCCUCGCCGGCGACGCCUUUCACACGCACUCGCCCAAGGCCGGGCAGGGUAUGAACACGAGCAUGAUGGACAGCUUCUCGCUCGGCUGGAAGAUCGCGCACGUCGUCCAGGGCAAGGCGUCGCCGGCCAUUCUCGAAACUUACGGCCUCGAGCGGCUCAAGGUUGCCAGAGAGCUCCUCGACUUUGACUACAAGCUCUCGCGCAUGUUUGCGGGCAAGCCCAUCACGAGCGACGGGAAGCCCGUGUCGCACGAGGAGUUCAAGAAGUUCUACGAGUCGAUCGGCAAAUGGGCGUCGGGUACUGCCGUGGCCUACCUGCCCAACAUGCUCGUCGCGCCCGAGCGAGAGCCACGCCUGGCGCCAGGUCUGCCUCAUGGUCAGCGCUUCGAGUCGCACGCAGUCGUCGCCCUUGCCGAUGCUCGCCCCUGGCACCUCGCCGACCGCUUCCUGUCGGACGGCAGGUGGCGCUUGGUCCUCUUCGCGGGCGACGUUCGCGAGCCGCAGCAGCGCGACAAACUCGAGCAGGCCGCAGCUUACCUCGACUCGUCGGCGGGCCCGCUCCGCACCUUCACGCCGGCCGACGACGACCUCGACUCGGUCAUCGAGGUCCUCACCGUCAUCUCGGACCCGCGCACCUCAGUCGAACCCAACGCGUUCCCGGACGUCCUGUGGCCACCCAAAAAGCCGUACGGCUCACGUUCGUACGACAAGCUCUACGCCGACGACUCGUCCCCUGUCACGCCGAACGACCGCGGCGAGAUCUACAAGCACCUCGGCAUCGACGCAAAGACGGGCUGCGUCGUCCUCGUCCGGCCCGACCAGGUCGUCGCGCUCGUGUGCUCGCUCGACGACAUUGGCGACAUCGGCUCGUUCCUCUCGCAGUUCAUGGUCCCGCAGCAGCAGUAGUAGUCCCUCCCUCUCUCGAGACGUUCGCAAUGUACUAGAGCUGUUGCAGAG
Rhodotorula graminis WP1 is the source of this 1998-nucleotide messenger RNA. RefSeq lists its product as uncharacterized. Bases 1 to 1947 code for a protein of 648 amino acids. The transcript is spliced from 11 exons. The record is from RefSeq and is a predicted model, not a curated record. Gene Ontology annotation, molecular function: FAD binding. NCBI's taxonomy places the organism in Eukaryota, Fungi, Basidiomycota, Microbotryomycetes, Sporidiobolales, Sporidiobolaceae.